GCAGGGAGAAGCACUGCUCCGAAUAGUGACGGUGAUCAAGAGACGACACACUCAGCCGCUGUUGUAAAAUGCAAGAGGUGGACCAAGUGUCAGGCGCCACCUUUCAUCUCUCACUCUAUCGCUCUCCCGCUCUGCUCUGGUUGUCUCUAUCUGCAGCCCGCUGCCUGGCUUCUCUCUCUCUCGCUCGUUGGCUGGGGCUUGGCUGGCCGAGCAGCGAAGUGUAUUGACACAGUGGACUACCUGCUGCCUGGGGACUGUGUGCGCUGUGAGUACUCUAUGAAUACGCGGAGCUCCAAGUUGUUGUUUUGGCUGCCAGUGAAUGGCCCUGUCCCUCAGAGGAACAACUUGAAGGUGAGCGUCAGGAACCGGGAGUAGCUUCUGGAAGAGGAACAGACAGGAGGAAUGGAUUCUUGAGAAAAGACCGAGAUUGAGCAAAAUGUGUGAAUAAGCGACAGUUUUUCAGAAAAGGAAAAAACCAAGUGACACUCUCGGACAGAGGGAAGUAACAAGAGCACCCCCCCCCCCCAUUUUAUUUUGGGAUGAAUAUGCCAUUGUGUGGACAUAAGGAAAGAUAGAGAAACACAGUCUUCAGUGAUUCUGUUAAUGUCUUAACAGUAUUUUUCUCUCUUUUUCUUUGUGUUUAUUUUUCUCCAGUUAGUGUCGGCUGUGGCUUGUCACUUCUGUAUUGCCGGUCUCUGGUGGAACAGCGCUAAGGAGAAGGCGACUUGCGCUAAGGGAAAGAGAAGGGGCACGUAAAUAGUUUCCCUCCCAACUUCCCGCCACUCUCUACAUUUGUUUCUGACCUGCUUUCUCUGGACCCCAGGGGUGGCCCCCAAAUGCGAGUGGCAAGGGAGCCAUAUUGUUUUGAAACAAGGAAAGGGUGUAGUGGAAAAUAAUAUCCCCCUUCACACUCCUGGGAGCAUAUGGUUUAGCGAGUGGUGGCCAGCUGCUUACUAGCCACCCGCUAAUUACGCUAGCGCGACAACAGGGGCAGCUCUGUGCUCGGAGGAGACAGUCGUGUUACUGCUGGCUUUAUUUUGGUGCUGACUGGAGCUAUACGGAACAAUAAGCUUGCGGGCACAAAGAACACAAAGAAGCAGUUGUUCUUGUUUUACUUGUAGCAUUUUGUAAGGAAAAGAAAAGGAGGCUGCUAAUGAAUGUCUUUACAGCUUCAGAGCUCCCGGAGCUCUAGCCCCAAGGCUCCCAGUUUAUCAGCCACAGGAGGCUGAAGGAAGAUGCUCCCCGCCAAGUCACCAGGGGCUACUCUUGACGAAUGCUGUGGCAGCGCAGUGGUGCCUGGUUCAUUUUGUCUUGAGGGCUGCCGGGAGACCAGUGGGAAGUGUAAUUGUUGACCAAGGCGGUGAAGAGAUCAAGGAGGCUCCUUACUGUGGAAUUACUUUACUUUAAUUACUUUAACUUUCAGGUGCACAUAGGUGUGGUUGGUUCACACAUACACUUCCAUACUGUAUAUUUACUCACUCCCCACACAUACAAUCUGUUGUGGUCCCCUUCCAAUGCUUGGAUUAAAAUGGAGGUAGUGUGGGCAGGUGGGGGGCUGUAGGAGCGGAGGCCCAGACCCGUCUGUCCUCUUCCCACAAAUGGAUGUUAUUAGUUUCCAAAAUUAGUUGCCUGGAAACCUCUAAAAGCUUCUGGCCGUGUCUUUCUGAAAGCAACUGCAACUCCCUCCCCACGGUGGAACACAGCUUGAGUCAGAGCUGAAUCUACCAGCCAUUACCCAGCCUAUCAUUCUCUCCUCCUCUUGCCUCGUUUCGCGUGUCAUCUUUAUUCUGUGGUUCUUCAUCUCCCACCCCGUUACCCGUACCUCCCCGUUGGGGACGGACUCUGGAAGUGGAGUAUGACCAGCUGCCAUUACCCCACGCCGCCCCCGGAGCGGGACCGGAUGUACCAACACAAGGUGUCCCUGGUGGUGCGCUACUUUAUGAUCCCCUGUAACAUAUGUCUCAUCCUGCUGGCCACCUCCACGCUGGGCUUCGCCGUGCUGCUCUUCCUCAACAACUACAAACCUGUUCACUUCACACCAGCCCAGCCUCCUGACGAUUGCAGAGGAAUGCUAUGCGGCUUCGGGUCAGUAUGUGAACGUGAUGCGGCUGACCCCUCCAAGACAGAGUGCGUCUGCAAGAAGAUGGUGUGUCCGUCGGUUGUGGCGCCUGUGUGUGGCUCGGACUCCUCGACCUACUCCAAUGAGUGUGAGCUGGAGAAGGCCCAGUGCAACACGCAGCGGCGCAUCAAGGUGCUGCGCAAAGGACCCUGCGCCCUGGAGGACCCGUGCAGUGAGGUGACCUGCAGCUACGGCAGCACCUGCAUCCAGUCAUCGGACUCCUUGUCGGCCAAGUGCAUGUGCCCGCUGAGCUGCGACGGUAAGCCCGAGCAGGUGGUGUGUGGCAGUGACGGCCAAGACUACCGCAACGAGUGCGAGCUCUACAAGCAAGCCUGCCACACCCAGAAGAACUUCCGCCUGCAGCACCAGGGAUACUGCAACCCCUGCAAAGACAGCGAGAACAGUCUGAAUGUGGCGUGCCGGGUGGAGCCACGUACCCGCCAGCCCCUGACCUUUGCCCCCCCGGAGUCCUGCCCACCUGUCAAUGAGCCACUGUGCGCCAGUGACAGCCAGACGUACGAGAGCGAGUGCCAUAUGACGAGGACGGGCAUGCAGAAGGGCAUUGAACUCAGGAAGAUCCACCCGGGCCGCUGCAAGAAACAAGAGAUGUGCAAGGUGGAGUGCAAGUUCAAUGGCGUGUGCCAGGUGGAACGUCUAGGCGUGCGCUGCUCCUGCGAGCCUAUCCAGUGCGACGGGACCUACAAGCCGCUGUGCGGCAAAGACGGACGCAGCUACGUCAACGACUGUGAACGGCAACGGGCCGAGUGCCUGGCUAAAGCCCACAUCCCCGUCAAGCAGCAAGGCCCGUGUGAUCUCCACGCGCCCAGCCCGUGCCUGGCAAAGGCCUGUGAGUUUGGCGCUGUGUGUGUGGUGAAGAAUGACAAGCCCGUAUGUGAGUGCCCCGAAGCCUGCCUCCAGACACCCGACCCAGUGUGCGGCAGUGACGGCCACAGCUACGGCAGCCAUUGUGAGAUGAGGGCCACGGGCUGCGCCCUGCAGAGGGAGAUCCACAUCCAGCACCGAGGACCUUGCGACGAGGCGUGUGCCAACUGUUCAUUCGGGGCGAUCUGCGACGGGCAGUCAGGCCGCUGUGUGUGCCCGCAGGAGUGUGUGGAGUCCCACCAACCGGUGUGCGGCAGCGACGGCUCCACCUACGGCAGCGAGUGUGAGCUCCACGUGCGCGCCUGUACCAAGCAGCUUGACCUGCGUGUGCUCGCCCAGGGAGAAUGCAAGACCUGUGGCAGCGCUGUGUGUGCCUGGGGGGCCCAAUGCAUCCAGAACAAGUGCGAGUGCACGCAGUGCCAGGGCCAGGCUUUCUCGCCUGUGUGUGGCAGCGACGGCAUGACCUAUGACAACACUUGUGAGCUGGGCUUGGCAUCCUGCGUCUUCAAGAAGAAGAUCGAGGUGGCCAAGCUCGGCAGCUGCGAAGAAGAGUGUGGUUCAGGAGGGUCGGCCUCAGGUGUUGAGAGCUGCGAACAGGAUAGGUGUCGUACGUUUGGAGGCUCGUGGGACGAGGACACAGAGGAUGACCGCUGUGUCUGUGACUUCGACUGCAAUCGCGUGCCUCGCAACCUGGUGUGUGGCUCAGAUGGGAAGACCUACAGCAACGAGUGUGAGAUGAAGAAGGCCAGUUGCGAAAGGCAAGGGCAUCUGCUGAUCCAGAAUCAGGGACCCUGCACAGGGAUUUCAGCCACCUCUCCACCAGAGCUGACAGCGCCACAACGCUGCAUUCAGUCAGUCUACGGCUGUUGCCGCGACAACAAAACGGCGGCCCUUGGUGUGGGACUCGCUGGAUGCACCAGUACGUGCCAGUGUAACCCGUAUGGCUCCUACAAGGGGACGUGUGACCCGGGCAGCGGCCAGUGCUCCUGUAAGCCCGGCGUCGGGGGACAGAAGUGCGACCGCUGUGAUCCAGGCUUCUGGAACUUCCGUGGCAUUGUCACAGAGAACUUGAGCGGCUGCACACCGUGUAACUGCGACGCAGUGGGCUCGGUGAGGGACGACUGCGAGCAGAUGUCAGGCCUGUGCUCCUGCAAGACUGGAGUGAAGGGCAUGAAAUGCAAUGUGUGCCCCGACGGCAGUAAGAUGGGCAGGAGCGGCUGUGACACAGGUGCUGAUGCCCCAACCUCAUGUAAUGAGCUGGACUGCAAGUUUGGUGCGUCUUGUGUUGAGGUCAAUGGUCAAGCCCACUGUGAAUGUCCCUCGCCCGACUGUGACGAGAUGAACAAGACCAAGGUGUGUGGCUCUGAUGGGGUGACCUACGCUGACCAGUGCCAGCUGAGCACCAUUGCCUGUAGGCGGGACAAGCACAUCAGAGUGGAACACUUUGGCCAGUGUGCAGAAAGCAUCACCGAGCCUGCCAGCCGACCCACCCCUUACCCCCCCACCCCCCGCGCAAAAGCCACCACCCCCUCCCACGUCAGGCUUACGUCGCCGCGCCAUGGCACAUCAUACUCUCCCUGGGACGAUGAUGAAACCGAGGGGCCACUAGCCUCAUUCGUGGAGGCCCUGCCGCCCCCCAUGUCCACUGAGAGACCGCUUCCCACCAACCACCCCGUCAUCACCCCCCACCACCCACCUCACUCCACCACCCCUCGCCUACCCAGCCACACCAGCCCUGGCUCCUCCCCUACAGCCUUCGAGGACUCAGGGAGCGGUGAGCCCAGCGGAGACGACCAGGUGGAGGAGGUGGAAGAGGGUAGCGGCGUCAGAGUCCUGGAGGCGAGCGGAGAGGAGCCAGUUGACCCCACAGCCGCAGCCACCACCAUCCCCACAGCGGAGGACCGCUCGUCGUGUGACAACACUCCCUUCGGCUGUUGUCCUGAUGGCAAGACGGCUUCCAGCAGCCCUGAGGGAGCCAAAUGCCCCUUCCUCCAUGCCUCUGCCAAUUUUUGGGACAAGUCUCAGUCUGCCACCAUGCGGUUCAACGGCUUCCUGCACUUGGACCAGGUGGAGGGCCAGGAGGUCUUCUACACCCCUGAGAUGGAGGAUCCCAAGUCUGAGCUGUUUGGCGAGACGGCCAGGAGCAUCGAGAAUGCUCUGAACGAGUUGUUCCGUAAAUCAAAGGUGCAGAACGACUUCAUGAGUGUCCAAGUCCGCAGCCUGGCGCCCAGCAACUCCAUCCUGGCCUUCAUCGAGGCCCACUUCAACCCAGAGACCAGUUUCACGGUGCAGGACAUUGAAGGAGCCCUGCUCAAGCAGCUGAAGGCAGCCAAGGAGACAGCCAUUGUGGUGAAGAAGCCAGAGGAGGAGAAUAUUCGCUUCAACAACUAUGGCCUGUUCUCCCUCCCCUACUUCACUACCAGAGCUACCGCCACCACCCCCACUGCCAGCACUGCCACCAGCACCACCCUGCCGCACCCCAACUCCCCUUUCAUCACACGCCGUCCCCUGGGCACCACACGCCGUCCCUAUACCAGCCGCCGGACCACCGCCGCCCCUUCUACCAUGGCCCCCACUCCCACCAUUACUAUCACCCCCCUCCACAGGACCAGCCCUGUGCCCCACUACACCAAAGCUCAGCAGCCCUGUGACUCCCACCCAUGCCGCCACGGCGGCACCUGCGAGGACGACGGCGCCGAUUUCACCUGCAUCUGCCCCGCCGGGAGAGGGGGCGCUGUCUGCGAGAAAUUGAUCACAUACUUCAUCCCGUCAUUCGGGGGUAAGUCCUAUCUGGCCUUCGACACCAUGAGGGCCUAUCACACGGUCCGUAUCGCCAUGGAGUUCAGGGUGGCCGAGAUGACGGGCAUCCUGCUCUUCAACGGCCAGGAUGGCAAGAAGGACUUCCUGUCUCUCACCCUGGUCAAUGGCAAGGUGGAGCUCAAGUUCAACACCGGCUCGGGCACAGGCACACUGGUCAGUAAAGUCCAGGUGAAGCAGGGUCGCUGGUACCAGCUGGUGGUGACGAGGAACCGGCGCAACGCCGUGCUGAGCGUGGAUGACGAGCUCCACAUCGAGGGCGCCAGCCCCCCCGGAACCGACGGCCUCAACCUGGACACACACCUCUUCAUCGGAGGGGUGCCCGAAGACAUGAUGACAGAUGUGAAGGAGAGGACCUCCACCGGUACAGGUCUUGUUGGCUGUGUUCGCACGCUGGACGUCAACAACCUGGUGUACAACCUGCAGGAGAAGGGUGGCAACGUGCUCUACGGCACCGGCGUAGGCGAGUGCGGCAACAACCCGUGCCAGCCGAACCCCUGUAAGAACAGCGCCUCCUGCCAGGUCAAGGAGGCUGAGAUGUUCCACUGCAAGUGCAUCAACAGCUACUCCGGUCCGACGUGCGCCGACACCCACAAUCCAUGCGAGCCUAACAGAUGCCACCCAUCGUCCCAGUGUCAGGUGCAACCAGAGGGAGGGUAUAAGUGUGAGUGUCCCAUGGGCCGCGAAGGACUCCAUUGCGAGCAAGUGUCGGACAAGAAAGGGGCCUACAUGCCGUUCUUUAGUGGUGACUCUUACCUGGAGCUGAAGGGAUUGCACACCUAUGGUCACAAUCUCCACCAAAAGGUCAGCAUGAUGGUGGUGCUCAUGGCCAACGAAUCCAACGGCAUGAUAUUCUACAAUGGCCAGAAGACCGACGGCAAAGGGGACUUCAUCUCCCUCUCCCUCAACGACGGCAUCCUGGAGUUCCGCUAUGACCUGGGCAAGGGCCCCGCCGUCAUCAGGAGUAAAGAUAAGAUCAAGAUGGGUGUGUGGAACACAGUGAAUCUGGAGAGGGCCAGUCGCAAGGGAGAGAUCAACAUAAACGGAAAGGACCCAGUCAGGGGAGAGUCGCCGAAAUCACGCAAGAACCAACACACCGCUCUCAACCUGAAGGAGUCUCUGUUCGUGGGUGGUGCUCCUGAUUUCAGCCGGCAAGCGAGAGCCGCCUCGCUCAAAGAUGGCUUCAAGGGGGCCAUUCAGAAGAUCACCCUGAUGGGCACUCCCAUCCUGCGGCAGGAGAACGCAUUGCACUCCAGUGACGUGGCAAUGUUUAAGGGCCACCCGUGCAGCCGGUAUCCCUGCCACAACGGGGGUCUCUGCAACCCCAUGCUUGAGAGCUACGAGUGUGUGUGCCCCCACGGCUUCACGGGCACAGCCUGUCAGAACACCAUCUUAGAGAAGUCGGCCGGGGAGUCAGAGUCCAUUGUUUUUGAUGGCCGGACUUUUAUCGAGUACCACAACGCCGUCACCAAGAGCCAACUGACCAAUGACAUUCCAGAUCCAGAGUCACUGGAGAACCCGUCGGAACAGAGUGAGAAGGCCCUGCUAGUGAACAAAUUUGAGCUGAGCAUCAAGACGGAGGCCACACAGGGCCUGGUGCUGUGGAGCGGCAAGGGCGUGGAGCGCUCUGACUAUAUCGCCCUGGCCAUUGUGGAUGGCCGCGUGCAGAUGACCUAUGACCUGGGCUCCAAGCCUGUGGUGCUUCACUCGACGGUGCGCGUCAACACUAACAGUUGGAUCUGCGUCAAGGCCAGCAGAGCACGUAGGGACGGAUCUCUCCAGGUGGGCAACGAGGCAGCAGUCACGGGAUCGUCGCCCCUGACAGCCACUCAGCUGGACACAGACGGAGCUCUCUGGUUGGGUGGCUUGGAGGAGUUGAUGGUGGCCCACAGGCUGCCUAAGGCCUACAGCACGGGCUUCGUUGGCUGUGUAAAGAAUGUGGUGGUGGACGGCAUGGGGCUUCACCUGGUGGAGGACGCCCUCAAUAGCCCAAAAAUAUUACACUGUUCUGCCGCUGAGGACAAAAAAUAGCCUGGCUAAACCACCCCCUUCAUAAACUACAUGUCUAAUGCUGUAAUUAAGUUCUAUUUUUGUAUAAUUGUCAUCGCUUUUUAUAUUGGAAAAAAAUAAUACAUCGUUUAAAUUUGUUUUAUUUUGUUUUGUUAUACUGUAUUUUUUUUGUUUGUUUAUCUACGCCUCCCGUUCAUUCAUUAUCCCCCUCCUGAAAGGCCGGUGUAAAUACCUUGCGUAUAUGCGUACAUUUGUGUGGCGUUGCAAGACAAGCGAAAGUUGCAUUAAUUGUAUUUGUUAUUUUCAAACAAACGCGCAUUGCUUGAACACUGGUGAACCACAUUGGUCCUCUCUAUUAUUGCCUCGUCUUGGUGUCAUAUCAGUCACUACCACCCAACACAGCCUAUAGACAUAACCCUAACUCUACAUACAAACAUUCCCGUGUGAGGCAAAUGCAGUAGACAUACUGCAGAUACCUGUGUCAUGUUCAUUAGAGCACACUGUUACAAAAUGUUUUACAACAUUUUGCAACGAAAACAAGCCUGUCUUAUUGGUGCCUCAUGAACACAACUCUGGUUUCAUAGAACCCUCUGCUUGCCCCUGAUAGGACACAAGUUUAUUCCAUAUUAGUUAAGACUGAGUUUCGGAAACCGCCUGAUCAAACUCUUCUAACUCCUCAUACAGCGCAAAUACUCUCAGUUGGCUCUGAACCAAUGACUAAGUCUCAUUUUUGAACAAAGACGAAGUGCCAUGCAUUCCAGAACAACUUACAUAUCAUAAUUUCAAAACAUCCAUUAAUCAAGAAAUGUAAUAAUAAUUUACAUAAAUAAAUGUAAUAAAUAUAGAGUAUAUAAAUACCUGAGACUGUGAAUAUGUAAGAUUGGUUCUCUUCUCAUGUAUUGUGCUUCUCAUGUAUUGUGCAUAUUCUAUUUUGCAAUCAGUAAAGCUAACAAUGACCACUAGUUGCAUGCGGUUUCUGCGAUGUUGAUUUUGUUUUGUUUUAGUUUUGCCAGAUCUUUUCAUUUUCUGAGGCGAACGUGUCAGCGGUCAAGUGGAUUAUUUUACUCUCACCUGAUUUCACUGAGCUUGUAGAACUAUUUCAUUUGGCUGGGUCCUUUUUUGAUGGUGUAAGAGAACAAGUUGUUGUUUUUACCACAUCUGGCCUGAUGGAGGAGCUGUAAGAUAAGGCUAAAUAGAGGAAGAGGAGAGAUGUCAUACCAGGUGGGCAGUGGGACCCUUCAAUGCUCAGUCAUGGAAUGUUCAGUCAUCAAUAAAAUUCUUCAAUCUUUCAAACUUCAGAGUAAAAAAAAAUGUCUCAAAUUGAAAGGAAAACUGGUUUAUACUCUUGCAUUAAAAUAACAUAAACUCUUGCUGUUGGAAAGGGGAUAAUGUGAUAAGUUGGGAUAUUGGGCGGCAAAAUGUAAAGAAAAAUCGCAAACAUAAUUGCAAUUGCAAAUAAACAUACUAAUACAUGGGUUUGUAUUAAGAUGAAUUCUGCAACAUCCAAAAACUGGCAUAAACCCACUCUGUUUUGAUACAUAAGAUACUUGGCAAUAUUGUUCACUUCAUAUUUCCCCCUUCUGAAACAAAGGCGGCCAUUUUGUACGUGUAAAUUUAGCAUUGUGUAAAACUGUGGAGGUUAUGUUUUUAGUACUAUACACUGGAACCAAGAAGUCUGACUUGUCUGUUCACUACACACAAUAAUUAUGUUCUUAUGUCAAUGGGGAAGGAAAGGGAAGGGGAAGAGCAUUGAAGCAUAUGACUUUUGAGUCAAAUCAAGGACUAGUUUCCAAAGCUAAGACCAGUAACCGUGUGUGCUUAUGUAUGGUCUACACCACUGCAUUUCUAUGUUGUAUUACUGUUGAAUUGGACCUAUUCCAGUAGUUGUGGAAUGUGUCCUGUGUUAUUGACACUCAGAAGUGACACUGGCUCAAGAGUAAGACGGGCACAAUCUAAUGUCGGGGUAGUUGCAACUGUCUAUGAAUUGCCUUAAAACAGUUCAACGGCUCACCGGUUGACAAAGUCAUUGUGCUCUUAUUUUAGCCAGCAUCCUAGCCUCAUCAACCCCAUGGUGUAAAUUAAUAUGUAAUAAUUAAAUUCAUAAUAAUACUCAUACAAGUCAUCGGAGAGCCUCAAAAAUGUCUGCCUCUGGCUUUUACAGAAAAGGUACUAUUUACUGUUUGAAUCUAUUUUCUGUUCCUUUAUGUCUUCAUGUGGAUUCCCCUAUCGACUGGCCUCUAAACUACUGUUUGAUUUAGACGCUCCUGAAGGGCAGUGCACCGAGUAAGAGUGGCAUGACCUGACCAUUACUAACUUUAUUACCUUUGUCUUUUGUUCCUACCACCAUGAAAUAAAAUGUCAAACAGACCUGA
This is a messenger RNA of Oncorhynchus mykiss (rainbow trout), 10200 nucleotides long. Lineage: Eukaryota; Metazoa; Chordata; Actinopteri; Salmoniformes; Salmonidae. The record is from RefSeq and is a predicted model, not a curated record.